AUGGUACAUUCUUUUCGGGUCCAAGGUGGGUGGCCUACAGCCCCAGAUGGUCCAUAUGCAUGGGGAUACUGCUUCAAAGAAGAACGAGGCAACCCACCAGAUUAUUGUACUCCAAAUCAACAAUGGCCAUGCGUUCCUGGUAAGAAGUACUAUGGUCGAGGACCCAUUCAAAUCACACACAACUACAACUAUGGUCCAGCAGGAAGAGCCAUCGGAAUGAAUCUGCUAAACAGCCCCGAAACUGUUGCAAACGAUCCAGUAGUUUCUUUCAAGACAGCGUUUUGGUUUUGGAUGACACCCCAAUCGCCAAAACCUUCAUGCCACGACGUCAUCACCGGAACAUGGAGGCCAUCGGCAGCAGAUACAGCAGCCGGUCGUGUCCCUGGCUAUGGUGUGAUCACCAAUAUCAUCAACGGUGGAAUUGAAUGUGGUAAAGGUUCUAACCCACAGGUGGAGGAUCGGAUCGGUUUCUACAAAAGAUACUGUGACAUACUAGGAGUAGGCUAUGGCAACAAUCUGGAUUGCUACAACCAGAGGCCUUUUGCUUAGGCAUUUAAAGGGACCGCUCGAGCCGUCUCCAGAGUUACUUACAGGAAUAAGAUGCUUCAUACAUGCUUGUAAUAUAAUGAAGCAGUAAUAAAUAUGCAUAGUUUGGCUUACCAAAAUAGUAAUUUGGUGCCAAAUAUAUGUCUGUAUCAAGGAAAUGAUGAAUAAAACUUCCCAUAUUUCAGAUAUAUUGAAUCUAAUAGUUAAGUAUGUUGGGUUUCCCUCCUUUGUGGGACUCAUCAAUUUGCUAAUUUUUUGGUGGUUUACCCGUGUAUGACUCUUAUCCAAGACUUGGUUUGGAGUCUUCAAGUUAAAAGGAAUUUGGCAGCCACCAAAGACUAUAAGUUUUGUCCUUUUCUUUGGUUCAUCUCUUCUCUGUUGGUUUGGCAAGAAGACAUAUUUUCGGCAGUCUUUGGUUCAACAAAAAUUCAGCCUUCUUCUUCUCCUUUUUGGUGCCAGAAAAAUCUGCAAAUUUGUUCUUCAAGUGGGUAACAUUUCUUCACUUGAUAUUUGGGUUUCUUGCGGUUUGUUCUUGGAGAUUUGGUUCACUUAUUUUGUGAGGUAUUUUCCUCUUGUGAUUUACACCUUGGUGUGUUUGUAAGGCUUAUGCCUUUUGGCCACUUUGUAAUCUGAUUUGGUGAUAGUGGAAGAAACUGACCUACCGGUCGUCGUGGAUGUACCUCAAGUUAUUUGAGGGAACCACGUAAAUCUUGUGUGCUUAUUUAUUUUCUGUUAUUUUAUUUAUAUUGCUUCCAUUGAUUUACACUUGUGG
Ilex paraguariensis (yerba mate) is the source of this 1318-nucleotide messenger RNA. The record is from the annotation of a GenBank genome assembly. NCBI's taxonomy places the organism in Eukaryota, Viridiplantae, Streptophyta, Magnoliopsida, Aquifoliales, Aquifoliaceae.